AUGGUCAGCUACGAGAAUCCUUUCACUCUGGAUGCCGAAGACACUGCCUUUGAGGCAGCGGGGGCGCAGGCCAAUCUAGAGCAUCCAGUCAUGAACAAUUUGCACUUUGUGGUUCUACGCGAAGCAAUCAAUGACCGCACGGGCUCCAGAGCACUCCAGAAUCGCGCCCACGAUGCCCUCAAGUUUACUCGCGCCAGCUCCAAAGAGCUCCAAGCUAAAUUUGUUGAUCAGCUUCGCAAGCAUGCUAAAAACAAGGAGAUUGUGAGUGGUGGGUGCUCUCCGGGCUCGCGCUCAGCCAUCAUCGCCUCCGCUUACUGACCUCUUCCUUCCGCACCUCAGUUCGAGCACACUCUCAAGCUGUUUAAGACCAAGGGCAUGAAAGUCAGCGUGGAGGACGUCAUCGUGCAGGACGACAAAGGCAAGCCUGACUAUGCAUCCAUGACGACUCGUCUCUAUCAGUCGCAAGCCAGCAAGGUGCGUGCGAAUCGAAAAACAUGUGGAGGCAAAGAAGAGCAGAUUGUUGCAGAAGAGGAGAGAGAGACGGAGAGAGCGGGAUCUGAGGAGAGCACCCUGCGCAGGAGUUCGGGACGGCUCAUAGCUCACGAGCAAGCCUGUUCGCCAGAUCCACGUACAGGAGACCAGUUCAGACUACAUCCACAACCUCACUGCGUUUCUCUUCGGCGCUGGCUUAGUAGUGAUCUGUCAGGUGAUAUGGCAUACGUUGUCGUGGCAAAUGGUAAAGAAAUUCUUCGUGGGACUACUCAAGUUCUUGUUCAGGAACAUUCUAAGGCUGCUCCUGGAGGAAUAUUUUCCAGAGUUCGAGCACGACUGGCUAGAGUAUGAGGGCAACCGGCGCUAA
This is a messenger RNA of Ceraceosorus bombacis, 859 nucleotides long. NCBI's taxonomy places the organism in Eukaryota, Fungi, Basidiomycota, Exobasidiomycetes, Ceraceosorales, Ceraceosoraceae. The record is from the annotation of a GenBank genome assembly.